AUGACAUUGAAGCAGUGUGAACAAAAAAACUAUAAUGAAUUUUCUUUUAAAAAUAAGGAAAGUUAUAAAAAACGUAAGCAACAGGAUAUAAAGUCAGAUGAUUUAUUAGAGCAAGAGACAGAUGAUUCAUUUAUUUUUUCAAUCGAAGAUCUUGAAUCUUACAUAAAAUCAAAAUUUGCGCAAUCAAAAGAUGAAAAUUUAGAAAUAGACUUUAGCGUAAUUGUAGAUCUUGAAGAAAAUUUAAUUGAAAGUAUAAUGGAUAGCUCUAGUAUUAGUAAGGAAUCAUUUGAUAAGCUCAAAAAUAUUUUACUUAUUCCUAUAUUCCGUGUUGGGGCUAAAAAUAUCAGAGAGCUUAUAAUUGAUUCAACUUUUAAAACCAAUAGCGAAAAAUUUGAAUUAUUCGCUAUUAUGUUGAAUUGUGAAGGCUUUGGAAUCCCGCUAGCAUAUUUUCUUCUCAAUACUCAAUAUAAUUCUGUAGCAACUAUUAAUGAUGAUGUUAUAACUAGAAGUGCCGCAUUAAGAGAGUUUUUUAAAA
Messenger RNA from Racocetra fulgida, 535 nucleotides. The record is from the annotation of a GenBank genome assembly. NCBI's taxonomy places the organism in Eukaryota, Fungi, Glomeromycota, Glomeromycetes, Diversisporales, Gigasporaceae.